AUGGACUGCGAGAGUGCUCAGAACGCUGCGGGCAUUGACCCCAAGAUCCUCGAUAGCUAUCAAUCAGAUACCGUCUUUACUAUACCGUGGGAAAACACAGCGUACGAGCAGCCGCUGGAUUGGGAUACGAGCCAGGAUUCAAACCACAGCGAUUCGGAGUUUGCGGACUUGAGCGGAAACACUUCUUUACUAGGGCAGCCUGGCGACUACCACAGCGAUGAUUGCAGUAGCAAGCAUGCAACUUCGCCAGACAAGUUUGGGCUAGCGGAGGCCUCCGCUGAGGGGACCCUCAGCAGCACCGUGAGCCCCAAGACCUUGCCUUCCGCCGAUGAUAACUUUCAAUUGGACGAGUCAUGGCCGCCAUUGCACAUGUUCAGCAAUAUCAUGCCCGGCUAUCCGAUGGAAGGGUCUCUGCUCUACCCUUACGCCAAGGAGCCGACUUCUACCGAUGCAUUUAUUGUUGAGGAUGGCGCCGCAUUGUCGCAGGGACAGGGAUUCUCUGAUAUUCCGUCGGAUCAGUUCAUGCCGUUUCAGAGCAUUCCUCAUGCAUUUCCGUUCACAAAUGAACCCUGGACAGAACCAGUUACCAACGCCGAGUCUAUGACGAGGCAGUCUCCGGUUGCUGUUGGCAUGGGUCCGCAGCCCCUCAACAGGAACACUAAACACCUAGGCGGCUACCAGAAUGCUAUACAGUCCCUUGAGACGCGCUGGCUCGACAGCCUCGAGUCUCAACUACCUAGCAACAUGACCUCGCCCUCAUCAUUUUCUGCAUUCUCGCAGCGGCCUCUAUUCAUCAAGGACGAGGUGACGGCGCAAGAUGUGCUCCAGUACAAAUCGGAAAACUCGUCUGUAUCCGACGACAUCCCUGGUGCCUACGAUUUCUAUUCUGCUACUGGAGAGGACGUUCCGGCCUUUGCAGAUCGUCAGCUGGAAGAAGAGUGGAAAGUCCAGAAGAACGAGGCGUCCUCAGAUGACUCGCACGAACCUCAGACAGCCACUGCAUUUGUUGUGAGUGAAGACCCGGAGGUCCUCUUUUCCUCUGUUCCUUCGAGUACAAGAGCGUCGCCUGUCGCUACGCAGCGCGCACCCGCUAGGCCCCAAGCGCUUGCAGUUCAAUCCGCCGCGAUUAAGAAGCGCAAGAAGCGCAAUCCAAGUAUCGCCCUCAGUCAAGACAGUCACAAGCCUCUGCAGAUCGUACAGGAAGACGGCCAGGGUGGCUCUAUUGCGUCUGCGGAUUUUGUUUCUCCGCCCCGUGGUGCUCGUCGCAAGGGACCUUUGAGCAUGGCUGGAAGGGCCAACGCCGGAAUGCGAAGGAAGAACAAGGACACCUGCGUCCAGUGUCGGUUGAACAAGCGAAAGUGUGAUGGAAACGCUCCGUGCGAAGCCUGUCGUCCUACGCUGCACGAGCAGCCGUGUGCUCGGGCGUGUUUCUCAAGCAUUGUUGAGUAUGGAACGUGCAAUUAUAUUUCUCAACGAGCUAUUAACCACCCCACACUCGAUAAAGCCGGACGUGUCCGAUUAGACAUCCCGUCCGAGUUCGACCUAAACGACCUGCUUUCCUUCCUUGGCGAGCGACAGGGCAAAUUCAACAUUCGUGCCAGCCAAGCGUGGGGUUCUCUUUACGUCCUUGACCUGGGAGAAACAUACAAGUUUCUCCGGGGCUUAAGCGAGUACAAUGGCAAUUCGCGCUCAAAUUUCCUCGAGUUUAUCGAUCGACGGAUUGUGGAAUCGAAAGACAAGUCCAAGAACUGGUUGACCUGCGUGAAGGACUGUGAUCCGAUGCGAAAUAUCUACACCCUGCUUUCUCAAUGGAACAACAUGCCAAGCCGUGCCUGCUACAGUUUCAUUCCACUUGAAGCUGGAGGCGAAGAAAAGCUCAUGGACGUCAGUGACGAAGGACAUCAGCGCGAGAUUCUCCUCGCAGCCCAGCUCUCGCGCAUCGUUUGCCGCAUGCUCGAAGUCGAUGGUUUCCGCAAACUGGAGCGUGAUUUUUACAACAUCAAAUGGAAACAAAUCUCCCAAGAAACACACAUGAAUUUCCUCAAGGAGCUGGGCCACAUCCUUCUCACCCUCCGAUGGCGAGUAUCCUGGUGGAGGCGCCUCGGCGAUGGCGGCCGCGAGCCUGACCCGACCAAGCAGCACUACGUGGACCGAGUCGACCUGCUCUGCAGAAUCCUCUACGUUUACUACACCUGCGUCCUGGCUAAGCUACCGUCCUGGUGCGCCUCCGAGGUACCCAAGGGCAUCUGGUCUACAUACGCUGACGCCGAGAACCCCGUUUGGGACGAUUUUCCCGUUGACCCAACAGACGACGGGUUCAAAGCGUGGAUCGAACGAGGCACCGAGCUGAUUGAACAAUCUGGGGCACCCAUUCGAGUUGCGAAGAUCUAG
This is a messenger RNA of Aspergillus mulundensis, 2391 nucleotides long. RefSeq lists its product as uncharacterized. Lineage: Eukaryota; Fungi; Ascomycota; Eurotiomycetes; Eurotiales; Aspergillaceae. The coding region runs from base 1 to 2391 and encodes 796 amino acids. Gene Ontology annotation, biological process: regulation of DNA-templated transcription. Gene Ontology annotation, molecular function: DNA-binding transcription factor activity, RNA polymerase II-specific; zinc ion binding. The record is from RefSeq and is a predicted model, not a curated record. The transcript is spliced from 5 exons.